AUGAAUAUUAAUGAAGAAAAAGUGUCGAGUGAAAGUAGUGUAACUUCUUCAAGUGAUAGCAGUGUGGACAACUCCAAGAGGAUCAAGUCAAAAAUGAAGGACACAAGUGGGAACAAGCCAAAGAUGAAAAAUGUUGAAGACGAUAAUAAUAUGGAGACGUAGAUGUGCCAGAUGAUAUAUAAAUAUAAAUGUGAUAAUAUUGUUGUUGUAUUUUUUUUUGUAAUGUUGUAUGUAUUUUUUGUUCC
Meloidogyne enterolobii is the source of this 245-nucleotide messenger RNA. The record is from the annotation of a GenBank genome assembly. Lineage: Eukaryota; Metazoa; Nematoda; Chromadorea; Rhabditida; Meloidogynidae.